AUAAGUUCCGAGCCUUGUGCAUUUGUGGGACCCGUCUCACGAGUGCACGGCGUCUGUCGCGUCUCGAAAUUGGGUUUUGGGGCGUGACAGUAUGGCAAAAGGUGCAGAUCACUUGUUUGUUGGACAGAGGUGUCAUCCAUUUGAGGUGUUCUUAGGUUUGUUUGGCAUUCGGGGGAAGUAAAGUCCAAGAAAUAUGUUCCCAACCCAAGCCACAUCAUCAAUCCUGAACCCAUUCAACUUUGAGAAGAACUAACUUAUGAUGAGCACCCGAUUCGUAUUUUAGAUUUCAAGGAGAGAACAAUGCGGAGAAGGACUAUUGGUUUUGUUAAGGUUCUUUGGGAUAACCAUUCAGUUGAGGAAGCCAUUUAGGAGUUGGAAUCCAAAAUGAGGCUGGAACAUCCACACCUUUUCCAAGAUGAAGACUCGCAACCCCCACCAGCCUCUCACCUUGAUCUUGAUGCUAUUGCCUUCUCCCCAAUUCUUGGUUCGUGUUGGGUAACUAGAGCGGCAUAGGAGGUUGCCAUUCUUAGCAUCUUCCGAUUCUAAGUCACGUUCCUCUCCUUGAAACCUUGAAAUUCUUGCUUGUUGCAUAGCUACAAGAUGAGUUUCUAUGCCCACCAAUGGGAGGUUUUUAAACGUUGGCCAUGACUUAUAGAGGAGAUCUAUUUCAUUCCCAUACUUAUACCGGUUUUAUCUUGAUACUUGAUUACAUUGUUGGUAUGCUUUAACUUUAAAUAAGGAUUACCCAUCUUUUACUUACUAAGAUAUCUCAUGAUUUUUCCUUGUCCACCAUUUCAAGUAGUGAGACUCGAAAUGGAGGGAACCAAGGGGAGUGACGACUUAGGAAGCUAGUCUCUUGUCUUUUGGAGUUAGGCAGCUAAACAAACAAAAAAAUUUUGG
Molecule: messenger RNA, 900 nt
Organism: Rubroshorea leprosula
Lineage: Eukaryota; Viridiplantae; Streptophyta; Magnoliopsida; Malvales; Dipterocarpaceae
Source: the annotation of a GenBank genome assembly